UCCGGAGCAGCAUUCCAGCCUCCUCCUUCUUACUCCGGCAGUCCUUUUCAUCCUGGGCCCGGGGUCACGGCCCCUCCCACGGAGGGAGGUUAAGGGGAGGAGAUGGGGCCCCAGAGCAGCCAAGAGGGGGAUGGGCUCAGAGCAGGUAGCGGGGACUGGGCCUUCCUGGAUGUCAUGACCCCGCUUCCACUACCCAUCCUGAAGGUUUCCCGGCUUGCUCGCGGGCCUGGGCAGGGGGGCAGUCAAAUACCGUGGCAGGGGCGGGGCCAGGCCCCCGGGGGUCUCCCCGCCUUUCGGGCUCAGCCAAGCGGAGGUGAAACCUGAGCCCAGGUUGGGGGCGGGGCUGGCUCCUGCUUGGACGGGGCUGGCCUGCGCCUCCACCCCUUUCCCCACACCCUGGCCUUUUUCUGGAAGAGUAAGGUCCGUGUCUCCAAGCGCUGGAGCAGGGCCCGCGAUGGAGUCCGCAGCCCGCGGUCGCACCCCUCCUUGAGCGCCCCGGCAGGCGGCCAUGCUGCCCCGAGGGCGCCCCCGGGCGCUGGGGGCUGCCGCUCUGCUGCUGCUGCUGAUUCUGAUCGGAUUCUUCCUGUUCGGCGGAGACCUGGCCUGUGAGCGCCGCGAGCAGAGGGGGCCGGGAUCCUUCCCAUGCGCGCUAACGCCACGUGUCCCCCCCGACGGAGACCCGUCGGUGGACCACCCGGGCCACAACCGCUCGGGCUGCGUCCCGCUGCGGCCGCUGCCUCACAAGUGCGAGCUCUUGCAUGUGGCAAUCGUGUGUGCAGGACAUAACACCAGCCGAGAUGUCAUCACCCUGGUGAAGUCCAUGCUCUUCUACAGGAAAAACCCGCUGCACCUCCAUUUGGUGACUGAUGCGGUGGCCAGGAGCAUCCUGGAGACGCUCUUCCACACAUGGAUGGUGCCCGCUGUCCGGGUCAGCUUCUACGACGCUGAAGAGCUCAAGCCCCAGGUCUCCUGGAUCCCCAACAAGCACUACUCUGGCCUCUAUGGGUUAAUGAAGCUCGUGCUACCUGGUGUGCUGCCUCCUGACCUGGUCCGUGUUAUUGUCCUGGACACAGAUGUCACCUUUGCCUCCGACAUUGCAGAGCUCUGGGCAUUCUUUGCCCAUUUUUCUGAUGAGCAGGUGAUCGGUCUCGUGGAGAACCAGAGCGACUGGUACCUGGGCAACCUCUGGAGGAACCACAGGCCCUGGCCUGCCUUAGGCCGGGGAUUUAACACAGGUGUGAUCCUCCUGCGGCUGGACCGGCUUCGGCAGACUGGCUGGGAGCAGAUGUGGAAGCUGACAGCUACGCAGGAGCUGCUCACCUUGCCCGCCACCUCACUGGCCGACCAGGACAUCUUCAAUGCUGUAAUUAAGGGGCACCCGGGGCUGGUGCAGCCCCUGCCCUGCGUCUGGAAUGUGCAGCUGUCAGACCACACGCUGGCCGAGCGCUGUUACUUGGAGGCGGCUGACCUCAAGGUGAUCCACUGGAACUCACCAAAGAAGCUGCGUGUGAAGAACAAGCACGUGGAAUUCUUCCGUAACCUCUACCUGACCUUCUUGGAGUACGAUGGGAAUCUGCUACGGAGAGGGCUCUUUGGGUGCCCCAGCCCACCCUCACCUGAGGCCGAGCAGCCCUGGUCCUUCCCCCCUCGAUUCCCUCAGUUACAGCGGGCCCUGGCACAGCUCAACGAGGAAGAGGCCUGCUUUGAGUUCCGGCAGCAGCAGCUCACUGUACACCGUGUGCACGUCACUUUUCUGCCCCAUGAGCCGCCGCCCUCCCGGCCCCACGAUGUCACCCUCGUGGCCCAUCUCUCCAUGGACCGGCUGCAGAUGCUGGAAGCCCUGUGUAGGCACUGGCCGGGCCCCAUGAGCCUGGCCUUGUACCUCACAGACGCAGAGGCCCAGCACUUCCUGCGUUUCGUCGAGGACUCGGCGGUGCUUUCUGCCCGGCCAGAUGUGGCCUACCACGUGGUGUACCGUGAGGGUCCCCUCUACCCCAUUAACCAGCUUCGCAACGUGGCCUUGGCCCAGGCCCUCACGCCUUACGUCUUCCUCAGUGACAUUGACUUCCUGCCUUCUUAUUCCCUCUACGACUACCUCAGGGCCUCCAUCGGGCAGCUGGAGCUGGGCCGCGGGCGGAAGGCCGCUCUGGUGGUGCCAGCGUUUGAGACCCUGCACUACCACUUCACCUUCCCCAGUUCCAAGGCCGAACUGCUGGCCUUGCUGGACGCUGGCUCUCUCUCCACCUUCAGGUACCACGAGUGGCCCCAGGGUUACGCGCCCACAGACUAUGCCCGAUGGCGGGAGGCUCAGGCCCCAUACCGCGUGCAAUGGGCAGCUGACUACGAGCCCUACGUGGUGGUGCCACGUGACUGUCCCCGCUACGACCCCCGGUUUGUGGGCUUUGGCUGGAACAAGGUGGCCCACAUUGUGGAGCUGGAUGCACAGGAAUAUGAGCUCCUGGUGCUGCCAGAGGCCUUCACCAUCCACCUGCCACACACCCCAAGCCUUGACAUCUCCCGCUUCCGCUCCAACCCCACCUAUCGUGAGUGCCUGCAGGCCCUCAAGGACGAGUUCCACCAGGACUUGUCUCGCCACUAUGGGGCUGCUGCCCUCAAAUACCUCACUGCCCUGCAGCAGCCCCGAGGCCCCACCUGACCUAAGGCUUCCCCGUACCCCUGCCCCUCGCCUUGGCUCACACUCUCCCUGCAGAGACUGGAGCAACCUGCCACCUCUCCCAACCCUCCGUUAUUUAAAUUAUUUAAGGUCUUUGUGGGAAGGGCUGCAGUGGAGCAUCUGUGGGGUGUGGUUUGGGAGCCCUCCUUUGCUGCUAUUCUGUGGCAGGGGUCCUUCUGCCCCAGCUGGUUUGGGGCUAAUGCUCCCAUCCUCAGUUGUACAUCCCUUUUUCAUAAUUAAAGUUUUAAAAACUUUGUUUCAUGUUCCUCUUGGUUUGGGGCAUGAGAGCAUCUGUGCG
Messenger RNA from Rhinolophus ferrumequinum (greater horseshoe bat), 2972 nucleotides. RefSeq names its product LARGE xylosyl- and glucuronyltransferase 2 (gene LARGE2). The coding region runs from base 509 to 2656 and encodes 715 amino acids. The record is from RefSeq and is a predicted model, not a curated record. Lineage: Eukaryota; Metazoa; Chordata; Mammalia; Chiroptera; Rhinolophidae. The transcript is spliced from 14 exons. Gene Ontology annotation, biological process: protein O-linked glycosylation via mannose. Gene Ontology annotation, molecular function: xylosyltransferase activity; glucuronosyltransferase activity.